Chenopodium quinoa (quinoa) is the source of this 1028-nucleotide messenger RNA. RefSeq lists its product as uncharacterized. The transcript is spliced from 4 exons. The coding region runs from base 171 to 788 and encodes 205 amino acids. The record is from RefSeq and is a predicted model, not a curated record. Lineage: Eukaryota; Viridiplantae; Streptophyta; Magnoliopsida; Caryophyllales; Amaranthaceae.
CGUAUAUUCAAAGAAAUGGACCCACUUACAGUUACGAUAUUGGCGCUGUUUCCAUCUCUCUCUCUCCUCUAUUUAUAUCACCUUAUCGCAAAAUUUGAUCCCAAAAUUCAUCGUAAUCCUAGUUUCAUCUUCAGUACAGGUUAAGGUGAGGGGUAUCUUUGGUUGCAAAGAUGGCGUUUACCAUGAAACAGAUGGCUCUCAUUACUUCCUUUUUUGGUGCCUUCUCCUUCAUAUGCGGUGUUAUUGCUGAAAACAAGAAGCCUGCAGCAGGAACACCAAUUCCUGGGAAGGGUGUGGUUAUCUGCAAGUAUCCCUCUGAUCCAACAGUUGUUCUCGGUUAUAUAUCAUUUGCUGCACUGAUAGUAUCUACUGUUAUUGGGCACAUGUCGAUAUUUUACCCAUAUAAUAAGAGGGCUAUUCCAUCUGGCGCCCUCUUCCGUAGCAAAACCAUGUUCGUCUUUUUUAACAUCGCUUGGGUAACUGCUGGGUUAGCUGCUGCAUUGCUCCUGUGGCCAACAAUUACUGAGCAAUUCCAUUUAAGCCGUACUGUACAUCACAACCCUGACUAUGCCUGUCCUACUGCUAAGACCGGGGUCCUUGGUGGUGGUGCCUUUGUGUCCCUUGACUCAUGCCUCUUUUGGUUGAUAUGCCUCAUGCUGGCUAACAAUGCUCGAAGUGAUUACUUUGAGGAGGUUGAAGAUUCUCAAAAGGGGGGGAGUGCCCAAGUUAUUAAUCUUGACAUCAACCCUAUUGGUCCAGAGGCCUUGAAGCAUACCAACGUCGCAUAGUGGCGUAUUAUAUGUGAAUGAAACUCUUUGGUUACAAUCCUUUUAGAAGAACUUGAUUUGGCAAAAUCAUGAAAUAAAUAUAUUGUUGCUAGAUUGUGGACACAUCAUUGGUUUUUCUUGUAUAUAGGUUUACGCGACUUUGUAUUGCUCUUUCACAAGAAGAGAAAAUUAUAUUGGUGUGAAAAAGUUUCUUGUCUAUUAAUUUCAUUGCAAAACUAGACAAAUCUGGUCAAAACAGAA